UGCCCGUAAUGUCAAUCUCGCCUGGACACGGUGAGCAGUGACGCAAUACGGGGACACCGGGAAACGGGCAAUCUACUCCUCGCACCGAGAGGACCGAGGAUGUGUGUGCAAGCCCAAACGCGGAAAGCCCACGCGCAUGCGUGUCUUGCGUACCAAGUUUACCAAGUCCCAUAAUCGAUAUCCCUGUCCCGUUCUCACCCCCGUCGCUCUGGAUGGAAGGGUUGGAUAGGGCACACGCCAACCAAGCCAACAUAUCACCCUCCUGUACGGUUAGGCUGUAGUCGAGCUGGACGCGUUCGGCAGUCGCAGUACGCAUUUACCACGCAUCGUCAACGUUAGCGCCUAAACCGUGCGAGCCUUUUCCUCGGUGUAACCGACGUGCUCUUUCGCUCUCUCGCGCGCGCACCGGAAAUACUUAUCAAAGGGGAAGUGGUAGAAGGGAACCGUGGACGGGACAGGGUCGAACUUUGGUAUCGAUUUUUCUACACUGCACCGCUCGGGCCGCAGUACAAACUGUGACGCGCCAGUAACAGGUUCCGGCGCAAAGCAUUUCCUUGGUGAUGCGUUCCAGCCCGGUGGUGUGGACACUGUUGGAACGGCUAGUGCUGUAAGAAGGUCGGUAGCGGGAACCGGUGCCGGCACCGUAUUGAAUGUCGCCACCGCCACGAACCGCCGCGAUACGUUUGCGUUUGCGGAAGACAGUGUUGGCGCAGCGGCCCAACACGAGACGGCCAAUCGGCAAGCAAAGGCACCGGCAACCGUGGCCCGCCAAGAUGUGGGUCUCGACGAACAAGGUGCUGAUCGGGUCGGUCGGCGGGCUAAAGAAGGCACACUGCCGCAAUCCGAACUUUGACUGCGAAGAGACCAAGCUGCUGAUAUCGCUGUGGGGUGACCCGCAGGUCCAGCGGACGCUCAUCACCACCCACAAGAAGCAUCCGGUCAUUGCGAAGCUGGCGGAAAAGAUGCGCGAGUACGGGUACAACCGGUCGACGGAGGAAAUUAAUACGCGCAUCAAGAAUCUCAAAUGUUUCUACAACCGCAUCAAGAAGGAUCUGGAAACGGGCGUCAUUAACGAACCGUCCUGGAAGCACUUUCACUCGAUGGACGAAAUAUUGACGCGACCCGUGUUUGGCGGUGCGAAUGCGGCCAGCCGCUACCGACCGACACCGUGCGCGUCCGGUGGAACGACACCCGGACCGUCCGGCAGUGGGCACCCAUCCCGGCUGUCGGCCGGUUCGGGGACGAGUGGGCCCGCCGACCUGCCGCCCGACCUGGAUCCGGACCAGAUCGAGGUAAAGCUGGAGCUGGUGAGCGACGACGAGAAGGAGCUGCGGCCGGAAGAUCUGCUGAAGAACGCGGAACAGGUAGAGCUGAAGGAACCGAACCUGCUGAUACCGAAGGAUGAACCGAUGGAGGAGGAGGAAGACGAUCCAAACGAUCCGGACUUUGAGGAUGACGGUGGCAGCGAGACGGACGACGAAAGUUCCGGCAUGGACGAGGCGGACGAAAGUGAUCGAUCCACGCGCCUUCGACGCCGCACAAGACGUGCCCACAAAUCGAAGAAAUCCAACGUUCCAACGCCCGGUGGGAAGAGCACAUCGACCACUGGCACCCCGGUACCCGGAAGCAUCAAGAUCAUCAAUUACACCGCCGGCACCAACUUUAAUGUGUCCUCUGUGGCAAACGUCGUCAGUGUCGCUUCCAGUGCCGCCAGUACGCUCGCCGGCCGGAAAACGGAUGCGUCGGCCACAACAACCACGACCACGGCGCCGAGCAAAAUUUCGCUCGUUCCGACCAACUUCCUGCUGAAACCGCAAGCGUCCACCAUUGGCUUUAAGCAACCGAUACAGCUGUACACCAAACCGACCGUCUCGAUCGCGUCCACCAUCCCACCAUCCUCGGGAGUACCGAUCAGUGCGGGACCCGGUACGGCACCUGCCGGCACAGCCACCGCUGCACCGAUGAAAGUGUUCCUGGUCAACACACUCUCGAAGGAUGGAUCCGCACCGAAGCAACAGCUGAUCAGUGCGGCCGGUGCGACCAAACCGCUCUACACCACCACGACCGGUGUAUCGUUGCAGGGAACGUCGCACGUGUCCGGUCUCCCCCAGAUCAGCAUCCAGCCCAAGCAACUGCUUACGGCCACCGGUGCAACGACGCUGGGAAGAAAAAUUAUCCAUCCCACCGCAGCCACCACCGUACGUCCGGUGGGUCGUGCCGCUGACCCACCGACACCGAAGCUCGGUGGCUUUAAGUCGUUGCUGAAUCAGCUCGUUGGGUUGCAGCGUGAAAAUUUGGGCAUCACGAAAACACACCUAGUGACCGAGCGGGAACGGUUCGGGAAUGAGAAGUCGGUCGCUAAAUCGCUGCUGGAGGCGCUCGGUGAGCUUAAUGGGCUGCUGGCGGAAAUUAACGGCGAGCUGCCGGACGUGAAACAUUCCGACGGGGAGGGUGAGCAUGAGUCCACCGUUAAGAACGAUAGUUGUGCUGCAUCAAGUGUGCGGCGCAGCAUCAGCAGACACGAUGAUGAGGACAUGAAAGCGGAAGUUAUAAGUGAUUCGGAGUAAGAUUAGAGGGAAUAAAUCAUGGCCGUAAGGUAAAGCCGAGUUUACAAAAAA
Anopheles stephensi (Asian malaria mosquito) is the source of this 2618-nucleotide messenger RNA. RefSeq lists its product as uncharacterized. Gene Ontology annotation, biological process: positive regulation of DNA-templated transcription. Bases 651 to 2567 code for a protein of 638 amino acids. Lineage: Eukaryota; Metazoa; Arthropoda; Insecta; Diptera; Culicidae. The record is from RefSeq and is a predicted model, not a curated record. Gene Ontology annotation, cellular component: nuclear body. The transcript is spliced from 2 exons.